AUGUCGAAUGGAGAUUUUGACAACUUGACUGAGGUCAUAACAAGAAAGAACACUGCAGUCAAUCUCCUUGAUAGAAUGGCAUCAAUACUUGAAAAGUUGCACGCGCCCAUUGCAUCUAACUCGGCUAUAGGGACAUCACUACUUCAAGGAGAAGAAAACAUUGGCCGGUUUCUCUAUCUUGAAGGGAUUGAGUACUAUAUGUGGAAUACCUAUGAUGUCCAUUUUUAUUCAUCCUUUUCCCUGAUCAUGCUGUUUCCAAAACUUGAACUGAGCAUUCAACGAGACUUCGCUGCUGCAGUAAUGAUGCAUGAUCCUGAGAAGGUCAAAACUCUGCACGAUGGCAAGUGCUCUGCAAGAAAAGUUCUUGGGGCUGUUCCUCAUGAUCUUGGGCUUUAUGACCCAUGGUUUAAAGUUAAUGCUUACAACCUUUACAACACAGAUAGAUGGAAGGACUUGAACCCUAAAUUCGUACUUCAAGUUUGGAGAGACACGGUAGCCACCGGUGAUAAGUCCUUUGCAAAAGCUGUUUGGCCUUCGGUGUACAUGGCCAUGUCGUACAUGGAUCAGUUUGACAAGGAUAAAGAUGGAAUGAUUGAAAAUGAAGGCUUUCCUGAUCAAACCUACGAUGUCUGGUCAGCUACCGGUGUUAGCUCAUAUAGUGGAGGACUCUGGGUGGCUGCUCUGCAAGCUGCUUCGGCUAUGGCACGUGAAGUUGGUGACAGAGCCUCUGAAGAACUUUUCUGGGACAAGUAUCUGAAAGCAAAAUCUGUUUAUUACAAGUUGUGGAAUGGUUCUUACUUCAAUUAUGACAAUUCUGGUAGCAAGACAAGCUCAUCUAUUCAGGCUGAUCAAUUAGCUGGACAUUGGUAUGCUAGAGCUUGUGGUCUUAUGCCAAUUGUUGAUAAGGAGAAAGCAAAAAGUACAUUUCAGAAAAUCUUUUGCUUUAAUGUCUUAAAAUUCAAGGAUGGAAAGAGAGGAGCAGUUAAUGGGAUGAGACCAGAUGGUACUAUUGAUAUGUCUUCCAUGCAGUCAAGAGAGAUAUGGUCUGGUGUAACAUAUUCAGUUGCUGCCGCAAUGAUUCAAGAAGGCAUGUUGGAAGAAGCAUUUAGAACUGCACAAGGGAUAUAUGAAGCUGCCUGGUCUCAAGAAGGAUUGGGGUAUUCAUUUCAGACACCUGAAGCUUGGAAUAACAACGACCAGUAUCGGUCGCUUUGCUACAUGCGCCCUCUAGCAAUAUGGGCGAUGCAGUGGGCUUUGUCACCACCGGUGCUCCAUAAAGAACCUGAAACAGCAUUACAAGGAGAGGCUCAUCUAAAUCACCAUGCCUCGUACUCAAGAGUCGCUAAACUGCUUAAACUACCGGAAGAAGAAACUUCUAAAAGCAUUCUCCGAGUCAUCUGCGAAAUCACCUGCAGUCGGCUUAGAUCAUGAUUCGGGUUUGAGAAGCCCUCGACUCCUUUUGGUUACGUGCAAGCCUUUUGUCAUUCAUCAAAACUGCUGAGCUGGGGCACAAGGUUGUGUGUCUGCAUUGGCACACACGGCAUACAAACUACAGCAAUUUUUAGCUUUCAGCUCUACAUUUGGCCCCAUCGAUUUAUCAGAAUGAAAUAAAAAGUGUACUUCAAACCCUUUUGUGUACAUGUGAAUUGUGUACUCGAAAUGAAAAUAUGGCAAUCUCCGAGA
Musa acuminata AAA Group (dessert banana) is the source of this 1683-nucleotide messenger RNA. RefSeq lists its product as uncharacterized. The transcript is spliced from 3 exons. Gene Ontology annotation, biological process: carbohydrate metabolic process. The record is from RefSeq and is a predicted model, not a curated record. Lineage: Eukaryota; Viridiplantae; Streptophyta; Magnoliopsida; Zingiberales; Musaceae. Gene Ontology annotation, molecular function: beta-glucosidase activity. Bases 1 to 1431 code for a protein of 476 amino acids.